UCCGCCAGGUCCCGGAAGCGGCAAGGGGGGCGAUGGCGACGGAGGGGACUGCGGCGGCGGCAGAGUUGCAUCCGGAGGGGGAGUGCGGCAGCGAGCCGGAGGGCAGCUUCGGGCAGCUGCUGGAAGAGGAGGAGGAGGGCGAGGACGGCGGCUACGUGCUCUACAGGGACAGGAAGGAAUGGGCAGAUAUUGAACCUGUGCCUCAAAAUGAUGGGCCAAAUCCUGUUGUUCAGAUCAUCUACAGUGAAAAAUUUCGAGAUGUCUAUGAUUACUUCCGGGCUGUUCUGCAGCGGGAUGAGAGAAGCGAAAGAGCUUUUAAGCUGACAGCAGAUGCCAUUGAGUUAAAUGCUGCAAACUACACAGUAUGGCAUUUCCGGAGAGUCCUCCUGCAGUCUUUGGGAAAGGAUCUCCAUGAGGAACUUAGGUAUAUUACAGCUAUCAUUGAAGAUCAACCAAAGAACUACCAAGUCUGGCAUCACAGACGGGUGUUGGUGGAGUGGCUGCAGGAUCCAUCCCAAGAGCUGGAGUUCAUAGCUGACAUUCUUAACCAAGAUGCCAAAAAUUACCAUGCGUGGCAACAUAGACAAUGGGUUAUUCAGGAGUUCAAAUUAUGGGACAAUGAACUGGAAUACGUAGACCAGCUUUUGAGGGAAGAUGUGAGAAACAACUCUGUUUGGAACCAACGACACUUCGUAAUUUUCAACACCACUGGCUAUGAUGAUCCAGCAGUCCUAGACAGAGAAGUCCAAUACACUCUUAAGAUGAUCACAGCAGUGCCACAUAAUGAGAGUGCUUGGAACUAUUUAAAAGGGAUUCUACAGGAUCGUGGUCUUUCUAAGUAUCCAAAUCUGUUAGAGCAACUGUUGAAUUUGCAGCCCAGCCACAGUUCACCCUAUCUGAUUGCCUUUCUUGUGGACAUAUAUGAAGAUAUGCUUGAAAACCAGUGUGAUAACAAGGAGGAAACACUAAACAAGGCAUUGGAGUUGUGUGAAAUUCUGGCUAAAGAAAAAGACACCAUCCGAAAGGAAUACUGGAGAUAUAUUGGAAGGUCCCUUAAGAGCAAGCACAGCUCAGGCACUGAACAGAGCACUGUGACAGACAAGCAGCAGUAAGUGAACAUGGAAGAAAACAGUGUUAAGUUCUCAAGCUCUUCUAAAGCAGUAGUUAGUAGGGUCAUCAACUAGUUUAAAAUUCAGUGUAGUUAUUAUUCCCCUGGUGAAGAGAUACUGCAAUGAAAGAGGAGUGCGGAAUGCUGUAUAGUCUCGGGUCGCUGCUGCUACUGGUGAUAGUCUAGGUGCAGUCAAGAAAUGUAUUAAGACUUAAUUAUUGAAAUGUACCAAAUAAAGGGUUUAUUCCCUGUUAAUAAAUAGGUAAAGCUAUACCUACUAUUUAUAAAGCACUAAACAAAUUUCUCAUGCCCUGGUUUAUCCACUCACAGUUCCUAACACAGUCAGAUCAGAUGCUGCAGUAAUGACUGCAGGUAACUUAGUUGUAGUAGAUAUAAAGUAACCUAUGUCUGAUUAGUGCAAGCAGGCACUGCAGUUGUUGCCUCAUGUGGGAGCAAUUUGCCUCACUGACAGCACAUGCUAUUGUGUGCAGCUAAUACCAAGUGUCAUUUCGUACUAAAAACAGAUAACUUAAAGCAUUUGUCUGAAAUUUUUUUAGUGUGUUUUGUUUUGGACUGUACAUGUGCAUAGUCUGUUCUUCUCAGAUGCUAAUAGAGAUAAAAGUAAAAUAUCCCCUUUUAAGGGUAUUGGAUUCUAUUGCACUGAGGUGUCUUUUGCACUGGAGUAUUCUCAUCCCAUAAACCUUCAAGAUGCUCAAUGUAUUCAGUGGAGCCUUGAAUUCUUAUCUGCUCAGUCAGGAAAAACGUUUUGAGGACUCUAGAAGAUUUGCUUAGUUUUUUCUUGGAAUUCUGUUCAAACAGCUGAAAAUCUGUUGGUUUGGUUUUUUUCUUCAUUUGUAACCAGACCAAAUUGAAGUCAUAGGUCAGAAGAGAUUAUAACUAACUGGUUAUGUCAUGUAUCUUCACUGAAUUGGAAGGGAGGGAAUGGUUUUAUUUGGGACCUAUUUGCAUUAAAUGUCUUGACCUUGUUGCUUCUAUAGGCUUUUCAUAUCUUUUCCAUGCGUAUAUUAAUCCAAGAAGUAUUUUUUCCUCCCCUUUGUGAAGGAUAGAAAGCAUCUGCAGUACAGAACUGCAAAGGAUGUGAAUACCUUUACAAGAACACUGCUGCGUCUGCCCCGCUUUCAAUAAAUGGCUAUUGUAAACUGUGUUCUUAGCAUAGAGUGCUUGUCUGAUGUGAAAUAUUUUCUGGAGAUGAUCAUAAAGGGAUCAAAUAAAUACUAGUAUUUAUUCCAUAAUAGGAAUAGUCUUUCUGAUAUUAACCAUUAAAAGCUACUGCUGUAAUUUUAAACACUUGAAAUACAUUAAUUCAAUGCAUUCUUUAAAAUUAAAAAACAACUCACGGGGAGUUGAAUUAAUACAUGAAAGCCAUGUAAAUUUUUUUUAAUGUUUUUGCCACUUUCCCAGCAGUAGAGAAAACAUUUUUACAGUGACAUUUUACAGAACAUUUAAAAUGGACAUGAACUUCAAACUUUUGGAGACUUGUUACCUGCUUCUUUUUUUUUUCUGGUGCCUUUUUUGUGCUUUUUUUUUUUGGUGUUUUUUUACCACAGAAGUUCCAGCAUAGAACAAAAAGUCUAUGUUUCUACCCCCAUGAAUUGUUCCUAAGUGAAACUACGCUAAAUACAGAGUACUGAUCAGACAGGAUGUUCAGGGUUGUCAGGACAAAGUAAUAUAUUUGCCACCACCAGUUAAGAAAGCUCAGAGAGAUAACACAGACAAAUGCAAUCCUUAAAAUAAACAUCAUAAGUGAAGAGGGAACAGAAUUUUGCCUCUGUAUAUGGUGUUACUAUGUUCAGAUAUCUUUCAUAAACAGAAAUCAGAGGGCGCUUGAAAUAAGGCAGAGUAUUCUUCAUAGACGCUGGCAUGAAUUUCAGAGAAAAUAACUCGUCCCAAGGUAACAUGAUAAACAGUGUCCACUGGGACAAUGUGUUUUCACAUGUGACCUCUUAGUCACAGUCUGAGGAAAGAUCAUAGAUUCAGCCCUAUUCCAUGUCAAGAAUGGUAGGAUCUUCUGACAAGACUCUUAUUUUCUUAUGGUGUGGUCAGCCUAUGGCCUUCUCAUGCUUAAAAAUUAUGUCUAGAAGUAAUCAGUAGAGAGUCGUCUACGGACAGGGUUAAUCUGUUUUAUACUGGUUAUACAUGCAUAGUAAUACUUGCAAAGAUAAUGCCACUUCUGAGUUAAGUUUAACAGUGAAGGAAUAACCAGAUACAUACUGUGACAGAACAGUAUCUCUUCUCACAUAACACAAAUGUGUGACCAAAAAAUUGUACAAAUCUAAGAAGAAACCAUGCUGGAGACUGGAGUCCAGUUGAAAAAAGAGAUCAUUAUGUUUUAACAGAAAUGUUUGGUUUUUCUGUCAAAUGUUUAUGUUUACUGUUAUUUGGAUUGCAAGGAAACUCUAAAAUUCUCUUCAAAAGGCACCUCAGUUUUGUGGUAGUCAGCCGUACUCAGAAAUACUGAGCUGUCAGAGCUGCCCAGCCAGGUUUCAACUGGAACUACCCAGCCUUUAUUUUAAAAAUGAGUCUGAGACAGAAUCUUCCUCAUGGAAGUAGGAACUUGACAAAAUGUAUGAGCUGUAGAGAGAAGGAUCUUACAGUAGGAAGUGUUAGAUGACUUUAACAUGUAGGCAUUGGUACUGACUACCUGUGAUCAGGGUAAACACCAAACUGAUUUCUCCUAAGGGUUCAUCUGUACAAGAAAAUCUACUGUUGUUACUGAUUGUGUGUAGUGAUGUGACUCUUGUGUACAAUUUUAUUACUGAAGAGCUGUGUCUAAACGGAAAACUGUAUUGGUACAACUGUCCCUUGUAAAUCAUUGUAAUUGGAACAUUCAGUGGAGUACGGAGAAUUAUUAAAGCACGUGAAAUAA
Messenger RNA from Grus americana (Whooping crane), 3995 nucleotides. It is a transcript of the gene FNTA, whose product is annotated as farnesyltransferase, CAAX box, alpha. Gene Ontology annotation, biological process: protein geranylgeranylation; protein farnesylation. The coding region runs from base 33 to 1112 and encodes 359 amino acids. The transcript is spliced from 9 exons. The record is from RefSeq and is a predicted model, not a curated record. Gene Ontology annotation, molecular function: CAAX-protein geranylgeranyltransferase activity; protein farnesyltransferase activity. NCBI's taxonomy places the organism in Eukaryota, Metazoa, Chordata, Aves, Gruiformes, Gruidae. Gene Ontology annotation, cellular component: protein farnesyltransferase complex; cytoplasm; CAAX-protein geranylgeranyltransferase complex.